Molecule: messenger RNA, 1464 nt
Organism: Drosophila hydei
Lineage: Eukaryota; Metazoa; Arthropoda; Insecta; Diptera; Drosophilidae
Gene: Nufip
Product: nuclear fragile X mental retardation-interacting protein 1
Exons: 3
Coding region: 93-1451 (452 amino acids)
Biological process (GO): box C/D snoRNP assembly
Cellular component (GO): nucleus
Molecular function (GO): RNA binding
Source: RefSeq, a predicted model, not a curated record
AACUGUGACUUGUUACUAACCAGUUGUUACUUUUAGAUUUUGUUAAAAAUAAGAGUUCGCUGUGUCAUUGAAUCGUAAUUUUUAAAGUUAAAAUGGAGCCAAAAUUUCAGUUGCCCUCACCGAAUUUUAAUAAAAAAUGCACUGAACCCAACAAGACUAACUUGCAUUACUUAUCACCUUUUGGCAUGACGUUACUUUCACGUGCCAAACAGCCACCACCCAUGUAUGGAGUGCACGGCAGUACGGUACCCUCAAAAUAUUUGAAAGUUGACGAGCAACAAAAUAUCAAUGUCACACAACUUAUACCAAACCGUUCUCCACCACGGACCGAAUACUGUGAAAACUGCAAAUUGGAAUUGGCUACGGCGCAUGAUAUGCGACGUCAUUUAAAUCAGCAUGAAACGUGUCCCGCAGAGGAUUGCAGUUUUGUAGCUCUAUCAUCCAUUAUGGAGCAACAUAUUGAGGCAAAUCAUAUAACCGGCUUGUACAAAACCGUAAGAAAAACUUGGACACCUCAGAACAUUGCUGACUGGCGUGCGGAACGUUGCAAGAGAUUUCCGACAGUAGCUAGUGUAAAUAUAGCAAAACAGGCUAAGGAUCAGCGCUUAAAACGCGGUGAACGGCUUGAGGCAUCUAAGAGACGCUUUGGCAAGUCAGAUGGCCGACGAUGCACGCGUCCACGUCCGCACACAAAAAAACGGAAGGGUCCAAACGAAAUUAAGACGCCUAGGCACGUUAAUGCUUCGGAAGAACAGACAGAACCUCAAGAUAUGCGAAAGGAGCCGAAAAUAAUAAGGAACACUAUUUUUCAGUAUCCAAGCAAUUCAACUCAAGUGUCAAUUUUUCGUGGCACUAGUAAAAUGAAUGAUUACGAGCAUGUAACGACUAAAACCAUAAAGAAGAUUGAUAAUGCAUUGAGCAACAUAUUGGGAAUGUAUGGAACGGACAGUGAAAAUGACAAUGAAGCAUCAGACAUUGAUAACGAUUUGACUGAUUCGACUCAUGUUCCUUGUAUAGUACCCAAGCUUACUACAGAUAGGCCUAACGCGGAUUCAUCUGAGCGUGAACUAAAUUAUUCAGCCAUCCCUUUGGUAGAAAAUAUUAACAUAUGUUCGAGCUCUUCCGACGAGGGACCCGAUGAUGUACCCAUUGAACGCCAUAAUGAACCUAUUUCGCAAACCGCAAUUCAGAAUCUGAGAUGUCCUCUAGUACCCAAAAGCAUCAAACCAGCUACUGAAACAAAUACGAAACGUCCUCUUCCAAAGAAAAUACAUUCUGGUUUGAAUUACAAGCGUGCACGUCAAUUUAACAAUCAGAAUACAAUGCUGUCCAAGCUACUAGAGCGCGACAUUCGUCACGAGCGAAACGUUCUUUUGCAAUGUGUGCGAUACGUUUGUGAAAGGAACUUCUUUGAUAUAUGUAAAAAAUUUUCCGAAUUAAGCAAAACAUAAAAAAUCAAUAGCA